AUGAUGCGCUCGGCGGCGUUGCGGGCCCGCCAGUUUGCCGACACCACCGGACAGCUGCCCGAUCCGCGGGAGCUCUGGCUCAAUGGCGUGCCAGAGACGUCGUCCAAGAAGUUCCUCCGCCACGUCGACAAGUACGGCGCGCCCUACUGGGUCCCCCACAAGCAGCGCGCCCUGGCGAACCCGGACCCGGCCGCCCAGCGCGACUUCUUCGAGGUGUCGGACCUGCUGCUCGACCUCGACGCCGAGGGCGCCAGUAGUGUCCGGCCCUAUGCCGACGAGGAUGAGCUGCGCAUGAGUGCCAAGUGGGCCGUGACGCCCGAGCGCGCGGCUGUCAGGGCCCGGGUGGAGCAGUUCAAGGAGCAGAUCCACGCCUCGCGCCUCGGUGCCCUCAAGUCGCUGCUACGGCCGGCCAGUGCUCGGCUGAUAUCCCCCCACGACAUCUUCUCCGCCGCGCUUUCGGGAGCUCCGGCACCAUCGGGCCCAGAGACGCAUGCCGCCCACGAUGAGAGCGCCAACCUGCCCCCGAGGACGCGGGGAGACCUGGAUACAGUCUGCCUGGACAACGGCAUACCGCCGCACGCCCUCCAAGACGACGAGCAGCUUCUACGCUGGAUGAUGCUGCGGCGCGACGUCCUCCAGGUCUCCCGGCGGGAACACGAGUCGGAGCCCCCCACGCGCGCGCAGCUGUCCAACGCCCUGCGGCACCAGACGUCACUCUCGGGCAUUCGGCGCGUCGUCUUUCAGUCCAUCGCCGCGGGGACCUUCAUCGGCAGCUUCGCCAAGCAGCGCACCAUCCGAUCCGCCAUGACGUCCCGCAUCAGGAGGGCCUGCGACGGCGUCCUGAACCAGACUCUCACGCGGCGCUCCACCGCCCUCGAGACCCUGGCCUUUAUCGGCAACCUGUCGGCGAGGAUCACGCAGCCCGAGCGGUCUGUAGGCACGCCGCUCUGUGGCCUCGCCUUGCACCUAUCCGCCGAGGUGGGCGACAUCGAAGCGAUGUCCCAAUGGCUGCAGCGCGGCUACAGGCACAAGGCGUGGGGUGAGCGUAAAAUGGCGGCCGAUGUGCAGCUCGCCUUGGCCUCGUUUCCUCCUCUGCUGAGCGACGAUUGUGGAACCGGACAGCUUCAGCAGGCGCGGGACCGUCAACACCUCUUUCGAGUCUUGACGGGAGUCGACGCCGAGGGCCAGGUGGCGCCCGAGUCGCUUCGAGACGUGGUGAUGCACUAUCUAAGCGGCGCGUGCGAGGCGAUGCCACGGACAAGGCUCGCAAUGUAUGAAUCCUACGUCAUGCUGCUAGCACAGCUCGGCGCAGCCAGACUGCUGUGGACGGAGUGGCGCGUCUCUGCGCCCCACGCGCGGAAGCUGUAUGACUCAAAGGGCGGCAUCGUCGAGACGGUAGCCGCCAUCUUCCAGAAAGCACUAUGCCAGCUCGCCCACUCCGCCGCCGCGUCGGACCACAGCACGCCACGCCAUCUCACCCUGGAAGAAUGCGCGAGGCUCGACCAUGGCGCCGUCGCUGCGCAAGAAGCGGGCUCGUGGCGAAGCGUGUCGACGCUGGAAACCGGCGUGGACGAGGCCGUGCCGCUCUUCGAACUGCCCCUCGACGGAUGGACGGAGGCGGUGAAGAAGUUGCGGCUACGGACCGUCUCAUCUUCUGGGGCGAGAACAUGA
Molecule: messenger RNA, 1671 nt
Organism: Hirsutella rhossiliensis
Lineage: Eukaryota; Fungi; Ascomycota; Sordariomycetes; Hypocreales; Ophiocordycipitaceae
Exons: 1
Coding region: 1-1671 (556 amino acids)
Source: RefSeq, a predicted model, not a curated record